Molecule: messenger RNA, 714 nt
Organism: Camellia sinensis
Lineage: Eukaryota; Viridiplantae; Streptophyta; Magnoliopsida; Ericales; Theaceae
Biological process (GO): DNA repair
Molecular function (GO): endonuclease activity; DNA binding
Source: RefSeq, a predicted model, not a curated record
AUGGAAGAUGAAAGAGAUUGGGGACCCAAACCUUUCAGGUUUCUAAAUGCCUGGACUCUUCAUCCAAGCUUUUCUAAACUUUUUGUUGCUAUUUGGAGCAGCUCUUUGGUCACUGGAUGGGCUGGCUACAUACUUGUUCAAAAAUUAAAGCAUCUGAAACUAGCACUGAAGAAAUGGAAUGUUGAGGUAUUUGGUGAUGUCUCAUAUGAACUUAAAGUUUCUGAAGAGGAACUUCAUGCAAUUGAUAUUUUGGCAGAAGAAAGACCUCUGACUCAAGCUGAAUUGGCAAGAAGAAGAGUGGUCAGAGGUGAGAUGUGGAAGCUUCAUAGGAUGGUGGAGUGGAUUUGGCACCAAAAAUCCAGAUUGAACUGGACUCUCAAUGAGGAUAAGAAUACUAGGUUUUUCCAUGUUUUUGCCAAUGCUAGACAGAGCAGGAACAUGAUUAACUCUAUCGAAGUUAAUGGAGUAUCUCAUGAGGAUCCUCACAGGGUUAAGCUUGAGGUCAAUCAACACUUCAAGAAACAGCUUGCAGAGGAUUGGGUUACAAGACCUGUCUUGGAAGGGGUUUUCAAGACCAUUGGGUCAGACUAUGUAUUUCAACACCUUGUCUCAGAGUUCAGUGAAGCUGAGGUUUUGGCUGUAAUUAAGGAUUGCAAUAGCAACAAAGCUCCAGGCCCUGAUGGUGUUAACUUGUUGUGUUAUCAGAAAUUUUGA